Molecule: messenger RNA, 453 nt
Organism: Brassica napus (rape)
Lineage: Eukaryota; Viridiplantae; Streptophyta; Magnoliopsida; Brassicales; Brassicaceae
Product: xanthine dehydrogenase 2-like
Exons: 2
Coding region: 1-453 (150 amino acids)
Molecular function (GO): oxidoreductase activity; iron ion binding
Source: RefSeq, a predicted model, not a curated record
AUGCAUGCUGCCUUAGUGCUAAGCAAAAUGCCACAUGCUCGCAUAUUUUCAAUAUACUCGAAAUCCAAAUCUUCACGUGGUUUUGCUGGUAUGUUUCUUGCCAAAUACGGUCCAGCAGAUAAUAAGAUUGGACCUGUGGUAGCUGAUGAAGAAUUAUUUGCUACAGAUGUGGUCACAUGUGUGGGACAAGUCAUUGGUGUGGUUGUUGCGGAUACACAUGAAAAUGCUAUAUUACCAGCAAUAUUAUCAAUCAAGGAGGCUAUUGCUGCUAAAAGUUUCCACCCAAACACAGAGAAAAUGCUAAGGAAAGGAGAUGUAGAGCUAUGCUUUCAGUCAGGUCAGUGCGAUAGGAUAAUAAAAGGAGAGGUUCAAAUGGGCAGCCAGGAACACUUUUACAUGGAGCCCAUGGUAGUUUGGUCUGGACAAGUGAUGGUGGCAACGAAGUUCAUAUGA